This is a messenger RNA of Aspergillus calidoustus, 1209 nucleotides long. Lineage: Eukaryota; Fungi; Ascomycota; Eurotiomycetes; Eurotiales; Aspergillaceae. The record is from the annotation of a GenBank genome assembly.
AUGUGGUCACCGUCCCUCCUGCUCACGACCGUGCUCUCGUGGUCGGUGAGCGUCUCGGCCACGAUUCUGCAGAACGGACAGCCGAGAGACGAUCCUUACCCGGGACAAGUGUCCACCAUCGAUCUCGACAGCUCAUGGAGGAACUACGAUGCCGAUGCGCCUGAGAUUUCAUACAAAGGACGAUGGGAUAGCAAACAUAUUUCCUGGUGGUCAGCACCGGGUAUCAAGCUGCAAUUCUCCGGAAGCAAGCUUGCGAUAAGUUUCGGUGAACACACCUCCGAGGGCACAUUGGUCGCUUACCGGCUCGGGAGGCUUGACUGGCGGUUUUCGAAUGUCACCGCCGACGCCACAUACCAGUUUGUCGGACCGGGCACGGAAUACGAGGAAUUGCCGCUUGAGGGAGACAAUAUUUUUGAGAUGAGAGUCCAGAUCGCCGGCGCAUCCGUCGACGUCGACGCCCAGCUGAAAAAGCCCCCGCAAUAUAAGAAGAAGGUGGAAAUUAUCGGAGGAUCCCUCACGGGUGGACAAUACGCGACCUACGAAACACUCUCGUCAUGGGCCUUUGUCUACGCGCAGGGUCUCGGCAAUGUUGAAUUCGGCAUCACAGCAUACCCCGGAGCUUGUCUCGUCGAUUUACAAUGUUACGGUGGCGGCGCCCACGGCAUGAUCUGGUACUGGCACCGAGCCUCCGACCCUGGCUCUCGCGCACGCGCCAUGUACGACCACGAGCCGGAAGAGUACGACGUGACGGCCGAGCAACCCGCCGACCUGGUCAUCAUCCAAAUGGGCGGCAACGACCACCGCAGCCCGAACGAGAUCCCCGGAGAAAACUUCUACCAGGGAUACAUCGACCUCAUUGAAGAUAUCCACCACCACUGGCCGGACGCCGAGAUUGUCAUUAUGACCCAGUGGGGCGUCUGGAACCAAGAAGGUGACGAGUACGAGCAGACUGUCAUCUACGAAGAAGAGAUCCAGCGCGUGUACGAACACUUCAAGGACCGCAAGUGGCGGUUCGUCUAUCUCUUCCACACAGAUGGCAUCCUCGGCCACAACGACAUCAACCCCAAGAACCAUCCCACGGACGUCGGGCACAUUAAAAUCGCCAGCCACAUGCUGCAGUGGACCAACCUCAUGCUGGGCUGGGAGCUGAAUCCGCGCGGCGAGAUGCAGCACGGGACGCUUUACUGGAACAAUAUGGAGAAUUAUUAG